CAUCUCAUUCACUACUCCUCUUCCUACUCCGUCUUUCGCUUGUACAAACCUAAUCAGAAAUGGCAACGGCGUCUUUUAGCAUGCUGUCAGUGUUCGCCGCUCCUUCCGCUGGAUUGGGCUCUCGCAACAUCAGAAACACAAGCCAAGUCUUCUCCAAUAGGAAUCCUUUGGUUGGAGUCAGGUGCAUGGCUCAGGACGAUCCUAUCAAGGAAGAAUCUCCUCUGCCUUCGACCUCGGCCACUCAACCGCAGACGCCGUUGUAUUCUCCUCCACCAAUUAGCAAGCCUAAGGUGAGUACGAAGUUCGGAGAUCUAUUAGCGUUUAGCGGUCCAGCGCCCGAAAGAAUAAACGGGAGACUAGCUAUGGUAGGCUUCGUAGCGGCCAUUGCGGUGGAGCUUUCGAAGGGAGAGAACGUGUUUGCUCAAAUCUCCGACGGUGGAGUCGGAUGGUUUCUAGGAACGACGGCGUUACUAACGUUGGCAUCGAUGGUUCCAUUGUUCAAGGGAAUAAGGGCAGAGUCAAAGUCCAAAGGGUUUAUGACGUCAGAUGCCGAGCUAUGGAAUGGUCGAUUCGCCAUGCUCGGCCUCGUGGCCUUGGCUUUCACUGAGUACGUCAAGGGCGGGACUCUUAUCUAAGUCUUUUCUCCUUUUGCAUUUUUUGUGUUGCCCUUUGGCUAUGUUUCAUGGGAGAAUUUUGAGGAUAAUAAGUAAAUCAUAUAUAGUUUCGUUUUUAA
Raphanus sativus (radish) is the source of this 733-nucleotide messenger RNA. Its product is annotated as early light-induced protein 2, chloroplastic. The coding region runs from base 60 to 635 and encodes 191 amino acids. Lineage: Eukaryota; Viridiplantae; Streptophyta; Magnoliopsida; Brassicales; Brassicaceae. The transcript is spliced from 3 exons. The record is from RefSeq and is a predicted model, not a curated record.